Hemiscyllium ocellatum (epaulette shark) is the source of this 761-nucleotide messenger RNA. It is a transcript of the gene cnih4, whose product is annotated as cornichon family AMPA receptor auxiliary protein 4. The record is from RefSeq and is a predicted model, not a curated record. The coding region runs from base 1 to 573 and encodes 190 amino acids. NCBI's taxonomy places the organism in Eukaryota, Metazoa, Chordata, Chondrichthyes, Orectolobiformes, Hemiscylliidae. Gene Ontology annotation, biological process: endoplasmic reticulum to Golgi vesicle-mediated transport. Gene Ontology annotation, cellular component: COPII-coated ER to Golgi transport vesicle; endoplasmic reticulum membrane. The transcript has 4 exons.
AUGGAAGAUAUAGACUGUAGGGAAAUAGAUGGUGACAUCUUGCAAAAUGUCCAUCUUACAGAGGAGGAAGUGCUGGAUGUCUUGAAACGGUUAAAGGUGGAUAAAUCCCCAGGACCUAAUCAGGUGUACUUGAGAACUUUGUGGGAAACUAGAGAAGUGAUUGCUGGCCCUCUUGCUGAGAUAUUUGUAUCUUUGAUAGUCACAGGUGAGGUGCCGGAAGACUGGAGGUUGGCAAACAUGGUGUCACUUUUUAAGAAGGGCGGUAAAGACAAGCCAGGGAACUACAGACCGUGGAUUCUGCCAGAACUGGUUGCUGUCGGACUUGUUACAGUGCUGAUGUUUGUCUCCAUGCAUUGGUUCAUAUUUCUACUCAAUCUGCCCAUAUCUGGCUGGAAUCUUUACAGGUACCUGGCAGUCCCCUGUGGUAAUGUGGGAGUCUUUGACCCAACUGAGAUUCACAAUCGUGGACAGCUGAAGACUCACAUGAAGGAAGCGAUGAUUAAACUGGGAUUCCAUCUCCUCUGUUUCUUCAUUUAUCUAUACAGUAUGAUCCUGGCUUUGAUAAAUGACUGACAUUGUUUCUGGACUCCUAAAUGGCAGCAAGAUAAAAGUGCAGGCUCAAGACUGUCACUCCCAUUCUGUUUGGUUCCGUUGGAAGUUCUCGAACAAGUAAAGGAUGCAUCAUGCAGUUUAUUUUUUGGACAUGAUUGAAAUGUGUUUUGAGAUUAUUUUUUAAACAAUAAAGUUACUGUUUAAAAAGA